AUGUCUCUUGCACCUCCCAACGAUGGCGCGACUCUGGACGACCUCGAGCUGACAGUACGUUUCUCGGCAUCACUGCCCGACCUACCGCUUUCUAUCCCGCUAAGCACUCAGCCGAACGCCAACACAUCAACACUCAAGCAACUCAUCCGCACGCAUCUACCAAGCGACUACAAGUCCCGCCGAAUACGACUGAUCUACAGCGGCAAAGCACUCGCCGACGAUGACGUGCUCGCGACAACACUGCGGCGGCCUGUCUCCCGUCCGCCUACACGGACAAGCACGCCACGGCCAGGAACACCUCUCGGCCCAUCGACACCCAUCGGCACCAACAGCAAAGGCAUCCCCUCCGCCAAAGCAAAAGGCAAGAAGCCCAUCCGCGACCCCAUCACCUCACCAACGCCCCGAAUAUACAUACACUGCUCGAUCGGCGACAUCGUCCUCACCGCCGCUGAACUUGCCGAGGAAGCCUCUCGUGCCGCAGCAGCAGCAGCAGCAGCAUCCGACUCAUCGCCAACCAUCCCAACAUUCCAGCAACACCAGCAAUCACUGAAUCCCUCGGCCCGGGAUCGACCACCAUCCCCACACGGCUUCGACCGCCUGCUCACCUCAGGCUUCACUCCUACGGAAGUUUCCUCUCUAAGGAUGCAAUUUUUGGCGAUUCAAGCACAUACACAUACACAGGACACCAUGCCCUCGCCCACCACCAUGCGCGCGCUGGAGGACCAGUGGCUGGAUAAUUCCAACGCCGGUGGCUCCGCAUCGGCAGCCGUCCUCGAUCCGUCCUCCGGCGAUGGCAGCACCGCACUCGCCUCAUCAGAAGAAAGCGAGAGCGGAGCGCUAGACGACAUGAUCUACGGCACGGCGAUGGGGUUUUUCUGGCCGUUGGGAUGUAUGAUGUGGCUAGGGAGGGAAAGUGGGGUAUGGUCUGCGAGGAGGAGGAUGGCGGUUGUCGUUGGGUUUUUGCUUAAUGUUGGGCUGGGGUUUGUGAGGGUUGCGGGGUAG
Cyphellophora attinorum is the source of this 1002-nucleotide messenger RNA. RefSeq lists its product as uncharacterized. The record is from RefSeq and is a predicted model, not a curated record. Gene Ontology annotation, molecular function: protein binding. Gene Ontology annotation, cellular component: Dsc E3 ubiquitin ligase complex; endoplasmic reticulum. Gene Ontology annotation, biological process: protein processing. The transcript has a single exon. Bases 1 to 1002 code for a protein of 333 amino acids. NCBI's taxonomy places the organism in Eukaryota, Fungi, Ascomycota, Eurotiomycetes, Chaetothyriales, Cyphellophoraceae.